Messenger RNA from Papaver somniferum (opium poppy), 1084 nucleotides. Its product is annotated as small nuclear ribonucleoprotein Sm D2-like. The record is from RefSeq and is a predicted model, not a curated record. Gene Ontology annotation, molecular function: RNA binding. Gene Ontology annotation, biological process: spliceosomal snRNP assembly; RNA splicing. Lineage: Eukaryota; Viridiplantae; Streptophyta; Magnoliopsida; Ranunculales; Papaveraceae. Bases 146 to 475 code for a protein of 109 amino acids. The transcript has 6 exons. Gene Ontology annotation, cellular component: U5 snRNP; U1 snRNP; U2 snRNP.
AUAAAGUCCCUAAUAUAUGAGGUUUACUGCGAAACAAAAAGUCUGAGUCGGGGGAGAAGAAACCAAAACCCCCAAAACCUAUCACUCCUUUCGUUCAGAGUAAACCCUAGAAAGUUGUUCAGUUAAAUCUAAUCCUUAGCUCAACAUGAGUCGGCCUAUGGAAGAGGAUACUAAUGGUGGCAAGACUGAGGAAGAGGAAUUCAACACAGGACCCCUUUCUGUUCUGAUGAUGAGUGUGAAAAAUAACACUCAGGUACUUAUAAAUUGCCGCAACAACCGAAAGCUUCUCGGACGCGUCAGAGCCUUCGAUCGUCAUUGCAACAUGGUUCUUGAAAAUGUCCGCGGGAUGUGGACCGAGGUACCCAAAACAGGGAAAGGCAAGAAGAAAGCGCUUCCAGUGAACAAGGAUAGGUUCAUCAGCAAGAUGUUCCUUAGAGGAGACUCUGUUAUUAUUGUUCUAAGGAACCCCAAGUAAUGGUGCUGCUUAAUAAUUACUACUAUUCAAGAGAAGUUGCUGCCUAUAAUUACUAUUCAGUAGAAGUACUUGGCUAUGGAGAGAAAAGAACAACUAUGUAGGCGUAUAAGUUGCUUUUCAUUCACUUAGUUUUGAACCUAACCGAGGAAAUACGGGAUUUUAAGCACCUUAAUUUGGGAGAAAAUUUUGCUCUCGCACUGCGAGAGCAAACCUUGAACUAGCAGUUGCAAAACCGUCGGACCCACAAGAUCUGACAUCAGCAAACUUUUGUUUAACCCAGGUUAUAUCUUCCCCAUUGUUUACCUUAUUUAGCGUAUUAGGUUGUCUUUUUCCUAAAGCCAUGUCUUUAAGCAACCACUUGAGCUAGAAUCGGUGCAGAUAGAUUUUCUCACAAUUAUGAAAAGUAUUUUCAACUCUUGGCUUGAAAACAUCAUCAAUCAAGGAAGAUCAUAAACUGUAUGUUUAUACAUGGACGAUGAUAAAGCACGUAGAGUCCAAUAUUCAAUACUCUGGCAAUUGGAAAAGACUUGUUCUGCUGAAUAUCGAUAUGUAAAUAUCUUUUUCAUUGGAUCAGCAUAUAUGCAUGCGACCAUCAUGCAAUAUUGUUAA